AUGAUUACCAUUAUAAGGUACAAGUAUCAAUAUACUACAUAUGCAAGUACUGUAUUACCAACAAGUGAUAAUGGUCUAAGGACACCAUUAUUAUUUAUAGCUUGUGCAGAUGGUGCUGUUGAAAUAUCAAGUGGUAAUCCUCCUAAGAAAAUACAUACAGUUAGGAUAGAAGGGAUGGCGACUGCUGUUGCUUUAUCUCCUGAUGGUCUGAGGCUAGCUGUUGGAUCCUCUGUUGGUACAGUUACUAUGUUCUUACUCAAGACACUACGAUUGGAUGGUGUUAUUGAUUGUAGAAAUAGAUAUGGUAAACUUAAAGAUGGUAGGAAGAUAAUUGGAAUGCAAUGGCAGAAGGAUUCUCAAAGAUUAAGAGGUAAUACUAUCAUCAUUAUCAAUAACGAAAGCAUCAUCCCAGAGUAA
Perkinsus marinus ATCC 50983 is the source of this 417-nucleotide messenger RNA. RefSeq lists its product as hypothetical. Gene Ontology annotation, molecular function: protein binding. Bases 1 to 417 code for a protein of 138 amino acids. Lineage: Eukaryota; Perkinsozoa; Perkinsida; Perkinsidae. The record is from RefSeq and is a predicted model, not a curated record. The transcript is spliced from 6 exons.